AUGGGAAUGAGCGAGAACAACGACGGCGAGGAACCGAAAAACAGAGCGACGACGGGAGGAGAUUUGCGAAAGGAGUCGGCGAGUCGCCCCGUGCGGGCGAGCCAAACCGCCCAGCUGGAGGCAGAUAAUCAAAUAAACCUGCACGCACCAUACACACGCAGGUCAGGCCAGGCCAGAGCAAGUCAGGCAGGCAGGCAAGCACACACGCCAGCCAACGAUCGCGCUGAUGGCCCGGCCUUGCGUAAAGGAGAUAAAUCGACCGUGCCAUUCAAAGUCGUGGCUGCCCGAAGCCUCGAGCCGUCGAACACAUCGACGGCCGAGGAGAUCCGACGCCCGCGCCUCUACACGCGUAUCGUUUCCGACGAUGUGCCCAAGAAGAGACCGAAUCGCGCGCAUACCUUUAUUAUCGGUAACACAAAGGGCCCGGGAAAGGGCCCGGCCGGCGUGAGCGCCGCAGCCGCAGCCGCAGCCGCAGCCGCAGCCGCCGCCGCCGCCGCCGUCACUGCGAAGUCGGUCCUCUGA
This is a messenger RNA of Pogonomyrmex barbatus (red harvester ant), 522 nucleotides long. RefSeq lists its product as uncharacterized. The record is from RefSeq and is a predicted model, not a curated record. Lineage: Eukaryota; Metazoa; Arthropoda; Insecta; Hymenoptera; Formicidae.